GCAGAGGGCGCAGCAGACACGUCUCCACGCAGGCGCAGUGCGGACCUCCCGCCGGCAGGGGGCGCGCGUGUGGAGGUCGCGGGGCGCCGCCGUCGCCUGGCAACAAGAGGCCCGGGCGCCGCUGCCGGAGCCGUCGCCGGCCAUGGACGUCCCGCCCAUCCACAGGUGUCUCUGGCUUUGUGCUGAGAAUGAUCACCUGCAGAGGAAACUGAAGAAACUCCGUCAGAAGAAUGAACUGCUGGAAAGUGACCUCUCAGAAAUCCAGGAAAAGCAUCGCCUGCAACAGAUGAUGAGGGAUUUAGUAACCACCAGAGAUGCUCAGAUGCAGACUGAACCUCAAGCAUGGCUCAAAGCUGGGCUUAACGCAGCAAAGGCAGAUGUAAAGCGGAACCGGUUGUUGCAUAUGUACAAUGCCCUGCAGAAGCGAUACGAGGAAGAAAUUAAAAGCAACAAAGAGCAGAGUAAAACCAUUUCAAGAAUCACUGUGACGAUUCACGAGUUAGAACUACAGCUUGUGACAGCGAAGCAAAGAAUUCAGCAACUGGAGAACCUGCCCGUGGGCAGAAGGCGAAGCAUGUCAACUGCAGAGAGGGACUCUGCACCUGGCAAACGUGUGUCCGGUGAUGUCACUGCUUGCUCACAUGGCUGCAAUAACAUCGAACAUCUCUUCAAGAUUGAAAAGCUGAAAAAUGAAAUAGACAAACUAACAAAGGAGAAAAACAACUUGAAGAAUGAGCUGGCUGGAUUGGAUAAGGGAUUCUUUGAAGAAAUUGAAGAUUUGAAGUAUGCUCUGCAGGAGUCUGGCAAACUGAACAAAGAAUAUGAAAAGUGUUUGCAAAGAUUGUGUGAAAAACAAGGGCUUCCAUUUCCCAUGGUCACAAAAUAAAAGAAAAUGAACUAACAUUUAA
Molecule: messenger RNA, 908 nt
Organism: Amblyraja radiata (thorny skate)
Lineage: Eukaryota; Metazoa; Chordata; Chondrichthyes; Rajiformes; Rajidae
Product: centrosomal protein of 290 kDa-like
Exons: 7
Coding region: 143-886 (247 amino acids)
Source: RefSeq, a predicted model, not a curated record